AUGGCGGCGGCACCGGCAGUCGCGGUUGCGACGACGGCGGAGGACGAGGCUCGCUUGCUGCGCCUGGAGGAGCAGGCGGAGCACGGCAGCGGGGGCACGGAGUACCUCUGCUGCUUGCGAUCAACCAACGCCCCCUCCUGUCCGUCGUAUCCUUUUCCUCCUGAUUUUCAAACCACCCCACCUCGACGCCACAAUCAUCGCCAGACGCCGUCAUUCUCGCUGGAUCCCACGGGCCGCCGCCGCGCGCGCCGCUCCCCAUCCCCGAACCCCGCAGCAGGAUCCAUGGCCCCCAGGCCAUCUCUUCGAGAAGCAGGUCGGGCUCGAGCUACCGCUGACGGAGGGUUGCGGCAACAACAACUUCUACGGCGACGAGAGACACGCUCAAGAACGAAGUCGGGUCCUGACUUCUUUGGUUGGCUAAAUGAUCUGGUUAGUACAUUUUUUGUGGUGCCACUCUUUCCACUUGAUAAAAGAAAGAACACGGCUGAGUUCCAAGCUGUGUCAGCAGCUAAGUUCGUAUAUGGCUGUGCUAUCGAUGCCGCGAUGUGGAAUCCCAAUUGCCUCUUCGAUUCUCUUCAAGCCGGCGUCAUGCUGCCAGAAAAGAGCAGAUACAAGAUGGAUGUCUGUGAUUUAGUAUAA
This is a messenger RNA of Miscanthus lutarioriparius, 639 nucleotides long. The record is from the annotation of a GenBank genome assembly. NCBI's taxonomy places the organism in Eukaryota, Viridiplantae, Streptophyta, Magnoliopsida, Poales, Poaceae.